Messenger RNA from Nomascus leucogenys (northern white-cheeked gibbon), 2961 nucleotides. The record is from RefSeq and is a predicted model, not a curated record. NCBI's taxonomy places the organism in Eukaryota, Metazoa, Chordata, Mammalia, Primates, Hylobatidae.
AUGCCGUCCCCCGGGCAAUCGCUAGCCCGAUAGGCCCCGCUGCAUUCUGGGAGUUGUAGUCUCUAGCGACUGGCCCCGCCCCGUGUGCAGCUUUCGCGGCCUGCGUCUGGAGAAAACCCUAGCGGGUGGCUCCGUGCGGCCAGAGCUCUGGAGAGUGGUGCCGCCUUCCAACCUUCUUCCCCCAGCCCUGGUGGCCAGCUCCGCCUCCUCUCGAAUCUUUUCCACAGCCCAAAAUGGCCGCAGAGGUGUAUUUUGGCGACCUAGAGCUGUUCGAGCCGUUCGACCACCCAGAGGAGUCGAUUCCGAAGCCGGUUCACACUCGCUUCAAGGACGACGACGGCGACGAGGAGGACGAAAAUGGGGUCGGCGACGCGGAGCUACGGGAGCGGCUUCGGCAGUGCGAGGAGACCAUCGAGCACCUCCGCGCCGAGAAUCAAGAACUUAAACGAAAAUUGAACAUUCUGACUCGACCGAGUGGAAUAUUGGUGAACGAUACUAAGUUAGAUGGACCUAUAUUACAGAUUCUAUUCAUGAACAAUGCUAUUUCAAAGCAAUAUCAUCAAGAAAUAGAGGAAUUUGUAUCAAAUUUAGUAAAAAGAUUUGAGGAACAGCAGAAAAAUGAUGUGGAAAAGACUUCCUUUAAUCUUUUGCCCCAGCCAUCCAGUAUUGUGCUAGAGGAGGACCACAAAGUGGAAGAGUCCUGUGCCAUUAAAAACAACAAGGAAGCUUUCAGCGUUGUAGGAAGUGUCCUGUAUUUUACUAAUUUUUGCCUUGAUAAAUUGGGGCAACCGCUUCUAAAUGAAAACCCUCAGCUUUCCGAAGGAUGGGAAAUACCCAAGUACCAUCAAGUCUUCAGCCACAUUGUUUCUCUAGAAGGGCAAGAAAUACAAGUAAAGGCAAAAAGGCCAAAGCCUCACUGUUUCAAUUGUGGUUCUGAAGAACACCAAAUGAAAGAUUGCCCAAUGCCUCGGAAUGCUGCUCGAAUAAGUGAAAAGAGAAAAGAGUAUAUGGAUGCCUGUGGGGAAGCAAACAAUCAGAAUUUCCAGCAGCGAUACCAUGCAGAAGAAGUAGAAGAAAGAUUUGGAAGAUUCAAGCCAGGAGUUAUUAGUGAGGAACUUCAAGAUGCGCUAGGUGUGACAGACAAGAGUCUUCCACCUUUUAUCUAUCGGAUGCGCCAGCUAGGGUACCCACCAGGGUGGCUCAAAGAGGCUGAAUUGGAGAAUUCGGGGCUUGCACUCUAUGAUGGAAAAGAUGGCACUGAUGGGGAAACAGAAGUUGGAGAAAUACAACAGAAUAAAAGUGUCACUUACGAUCUCUCAAAAUUGGUCAACUAUCCUGGUUUUAAUAUAUCUACUCCCAGAGGAAUUCCAGACGAAUGGAGGAUCUUUGGUUCCAUACCAAUGCAGGCAUGUCAGCAGAAGGAUGUGUUUGCCAAUUACCUUACUUCUAACUUCCAAGCGCCGGGUGUGAAGUCUGGCAACAAGAGGUCUUCAUCUCACUCUAGCCCAGGUAGUCCAAAGAAGCAGAAGAAGGAAAGCAACUCAGCGGGAUCCCCCGCCGACAUGGAGCUCGAUUCGGAUAUGGAGGUACCACAUGGUUCUCAGAGCAGCGAAAGUUUUCAGUUUCAACCACCGUUACCUCCUGAUACUCCUCCACUCCCCCGGGGAACUCCUCCACCCGUCUUCACCCCUCCACUCCCAAAGGGCACACCGCCGCUGACUCCCAGUGACUCACCCCAGACCAGAACAGCAUCUGGAGCUGUGGAUGAGGACGCACUGACUCUAGAAGAACUUGAAGAACAGCAGAGGCGGAUCUGGGCAGCUCUUGAGCAGGCCGAGAGCGUAAACAGCGACUCCGAUGUUCCUGUGGACACACCUUUAACUGGCAAUUCCGUUGCCUCAUCACCUUGUCCAAAUGAGCUAGACCUCCCUGUCCCGGAGGGAAAAACAUCUGAAAAGCAGAUGCUGGAUGAGCCUGAGGUACCAGAGGUUUUUACAAAGAAAUCAGAAGCUGGACACGCCCCCAGUCCAGAUUCUGAGGUGACAUCACUUUGUCAGAAGGAAAAGGCAGAGUUGGCUCCGGUAAACACUGAAGGUGCCCUUCUUGAUAAUGGCAGCGUCGGACCAAACUGUGACAUCAGCAAUGGGGGCAGCCGGAAGCUCUUUCCUGCAGACACCAGUCCUUCAACGGCCACUAAAAUUCAUAGCCCUAUACCUGACAUGAGCAAAUUUGCAACUGGAAUCACGCCAUUCGAAUUUGAGAAUAUGGCAGAAUCUACUGGAAUGUACCUCAGAAUAAGAAGCUUGUUAAAGAACUCACCCCGAAACCAGCAGAAAAACAAAAAGGCCUCUGAAUAAUGGCUUGACUUAGCACUGAGAGCUAUUUAAUAACUUUGUUCCGUUAAUUAGUACUAAUUAAGUGGAUAGAUAGAAUGGUUUUCCUGUUUGUCCCUCCCAUGUUUAAAAAUCUAUCCAAGGUUCAUGUUCCAAAGUCAAGCCUAUUUUAAAGAAAGACUGAGCUCACUAGUUCAGUAUAUUUUAUUCUCACUGACAAAACUUGGGGGGAGAUGUGAAUAUGACCUGGUUUAGAGAGGGUUUGUUAAGGUUUAUACUAUUUUUGGAUUGUGACUGUCCGUCAAGAGUGAUGAUUUUUAUCUGUCUUUUGUACAUUGUUUUCCCUUUCUACAUUUUGCUAAUUAUCCUGUAUAUAAGUUUAAUAUAUCACUUUUUAAAAGAAAAAAUUCUACCAUUUUAAAUUCAUGUUUCAACUACUACAACCAAAUGAGAAAAAUCAGGGAUGAGCAGCUUUAUCCCAUUUGGGGUAUUUUUAUAACUGAUUUACAUGAGUCAAUUUUAGUAAUACUUUUACUUUUUUAUAACUUCAUUCUUCAUAUAUGCUUGCUAUACAGGUGUGUUCAUCUUUGUGUACAGAGGUUUAAUAAAUUAGUUUUCAUAUACAUAA